AUGGAUGAGUUUACAGCAGACGCAUUUGUGAAUCGUGAUGAUCCUAUCCCGGUGAUAAGAUUAGAUUCUAGAGACGACCUUGAUGAUAUUGAAGAUACAAAAGGAGUGCCUGGCAAAGAAGGUGCGCGAGAGGGUUCAAAGAAGCAUAAAUCGGGCCUGAAGGAAAAUCUCAAAAAAGCACACAGUAAAGCUUCGGAAAGAUCAGCAAGUGUACAAGAUAGAUUACUUGAAAGGUUAUUACAACAAGUCAUACCAAUCGAGGAUCUCAGUGAAAAUCGCAAAGAUGCCCCUGCGACUACUACGAACUUCGUCGAAAGACCUGCCUUUAACAUUACGACCAUGUCGAAUAAUUUCAGAAGGUUCAAUGCAAGAAUAGGAGUGGUUUUCGUCUUUCAAGCCAAAGUGAUACGUCUGCUAAGCUGGAAACAAUGGUCGCACACUCUCUCAUUUCUUGCAGUGUAUACAUUCGUCUGCUUAGAUCCCUAUCUCCUUACCGUUCUCCCACUGGCGGUUCUUCUCCUUGCCGUCCUCAUACCCUCCUUCAUAGCUCGUCAUCCAGCCCCUCCUACAACUAUCACUACAGACUCCUUCACAUAUUCCACAACAGGCCCACCAAUAGCCCCAGCCCCAACUGUCAAACCAGUCAAAGAACUUUCCAAAGAUUUCUUCCGGAAUAUGCGCGACCUACAAAACUGCAUGGAAGAUUUCUCCCAACUUCACGAUAAAAUAAUCAGCCUAAUUUCCCCUUCCACAAACUUCUCUAACGAACCGCUCUCAUCCACUCUAUUUCUUUUCCUUGUGGUAACUGCAGCGUUCAUGUUCAUCGCUUCUCAUCUCAUGCCAUGGCGCUUCAUCUUCCUAACGAUAGGCUGGACCAUAACGUCUCUCGGUCAUCCUACCAUCCAGCGUCAAAUGCUCACAACUCACACUGCCAUUGUACAACCACGUGCUAGACCUCUUCAAACUAAUCUCGAAACCUUCAUAGCUCACAACAUAAUUCUCGAUUCAUCUCCCGAGACUCGCGAGGUAGAAAUUUUCGAACUGCAAAAACUUUCGCGCGCUGGCGAAUGGGAACAUUGGUUAUUCAGCACUUCACCCUAUGAUCCUUUAAGUAGUAUGCGGAUUGAAAUAGGGAGACCAAUAGGCUGUCGCUUUUUCGAAGAUGUAAAGAGUCCUCGAGGUUGGGAAUGGAGCGAGAAGAAAUGGGCGCUGGAUUUGUGGAGUAGGGAGUGGGUUGAAGAGAGAAUUAUCACGGGGGUCGAAGUCGAAACUGAAGGAGAGAGAUGGGUUUAUGAUAUCAAGUAUGAAGGAGAAGAGGAGGAUUCUGUGGGCGUUUUAGAUGCGGGCAGCCGUAGUAAUAUGGGAAGUGUGAAGGGUAAGAAAGGCGUGCCGGUCAGUUGGGAGGAAUCGAGUGAUGUUGAUGGUGUGGGUAGGAGGGGCGAAUGGAGGAGAAGGAGAUGGAUUCGCAUGGUCAAGAGGAGGUGGGAGAAUCAAGAAGGGGGCGGGGAUGAUGAGCAGAUAUAG
This is a messenger RNA of Sclerotinia sclerotiorum 1980 UF-70, 1524 nucleotides long. RefSeq lists its product as hypothetical. The transcript has 2 exons. Gene Ontology annotation, biological process: peroxisome organization. Lineage: Eukaryota; Fungi; Ascomycota; Leotiomycetes; Helotiales; Sclerotiniaceae. The record is from RefSeq and is a predicted model, not a curated record. Bases 1 to 1524 code for a protein of 507 amino acids. Gene Ontology annotation, cellular component: peroxisomal membrane.